AUGCGUGCUUCAACGUGCCUUCCGGCACUUGUGCUGGCUGUCUCCCAGACGACGAACGCGCUGAUGAACAAUGCUUUCGCACGCUCUUUUGAUCUCAUGGCAGACAUGGGACUCAAUCCCGACGGUACCCCGGUCAAUAUCGAUGGCCCUUCCUUUAACGACGCGGACGUUAGCGAAGCUGAUUUCAGGAUCGCCAGUGUCGCAGAUGCUUCCGCGCCACCAGCCACCGAGAUCAUCCCCGAAGAAUAUGUCACUCUUCCUCUCGAUCACUUCGAUCCUUCCAAGAACCACGGGACGUUCAACAACCGCUACUGGGCUGCGUCGAGCUCCUAUAAGCCUGGCGGCCCUGUCUUCAUCUACGACGUAGGCGAAGGCAACGCCUCUACAAAUGCGCUUUUCCGCAUCCAGAAUUCCACAAGUUUCUUCAAGCAGAUUGUCGACAAGUACAACGGUAUCGGGAUUGUGUGGGAGCAUCGAUUCUACGGAAAUAGCAGUCCCGGUGGACCGGUUAAUAUCGAUACCCCAGCGGAACAGUUCCGAUUCUUGAACACAGAGCAGAGCCUUGCGGACGUUGCGGCUUUUGCGUCUCAGUUCUCACUCAAGAACCGCGGGAUUAACUACACCCUCACACCGGAGACAACACCAUGGGUCUUCGUUGGCGGAAGUUACCCGGGUAUGCGUGCAGCAUUCAUGCGAGAGAAAUAUCCCGAUACCAUCUACGCAAGCUACGCUUCUUCAGCACCUGUUCAGGCAAGCGUUGAUCAAAGUUUCUACUUUGAGCCUAUCUGGCGAGGCAUGCAAAAGUACGGCUUUGGAAACUGCUCGAGAGAUAUCCAGGCCGCGACAAGAUACAUCGACGGCGUAUUUGAUCGUGGUAGCAAGAACAAUGCUGCAGCAGAUCAGCUCAAGAUCAUGUUUCUUGGCAAAGGCGCGGAGAAGAACAGUCAUGCGACGUUUGCCGAUGCAUUGACUACUGUCUUCGUAACAUGGCAGUCUUACGGCAUGGAGGGCGGCAAUACUGGACUCAGGAAGCUUUGCGACUGGAUCGAGACCGGCAAUGGUACGAAUACCACCAGCGCGCCGAGCUACGACCAGAAGAUCCCACAAGCAGUGCAGGGAUGGGCAAGCUUCCCAUACUUCGCGAAAAACGUCAACAUGUACUUAGAGACAAAUUGCUCGGGAAAAGCCGAUGUAGUCGGUGAUUGCGAUUUGGACAGGAAGUUCACAGACCCGGCCAUGAUCAGCUGGACAUGGCAGUACUGCACACAGUGGGGGUACUUCCAGUCCGCAAACCUUGGACCGCGCCAACUCGUUUCCAAAUACAACUCGCUCGUGCACCAGCACGACAUCUGCCAUCGUCAAUUCCCGGAUGCACCACGCGACCUUUUCCCUGAAUGGCCCGCCGUUGACCAGACAAACCGCAAGUUUGGUGGCUGGUCCAUCCGCCCCUCAAACACCUACUGGUCUAAUGGAGAAUUCGACCCCUGGCGAACACUCUCACCAGCCAGCGCGGAGCCUUUCGCGCCGAAGGUCAAGGUAUCUCAAGACAUCCCGAAGUGCGGAGCCAAGACAGAUAAGAGCAGUUUGUUUGGAUUCGUCCUUUCUAACGCGCAGCAUUGCUAUGACUUCAGGACUAUUGGGGUGACUGUGCCCGAUGGUGCUGUGAGCAGGGGUUAUUUUACGAGUGCGUUGAGCUCGUGGUUGGAGUGCUGGAAGCCAAAGGGAUACGGAAAGCCUUGGAAAGCAUAG
Messenger RNA from Parastagonospora nodorum SN15, 1749 nucleotides. RefSeq lists its product as hypothetical. Gene Ontology annotation, biological process: proteolysis. Bases 1 to 1749 code for a protein of 582 amino acids. The record is from RefSeq and is a predicted model, not a curated record. Gene Ontology annotation, molecular function: serine-type exopeptidase activity; dipeptidyl-peptidase activity. Lineage: Eukaryota; Fungi; Ascomycota; Dothideomycetes; Pleosporales; Phaeosphaeriaceae. The transcript has 2 exons.